This is a messenger RNA of Fusarium proliferatum ET1, 2073 nucleotides long. RefSeq lists its product as uncharacterized. NCBI's taxonomy places the organism in Eukaryota, Fungi, Ascomycota, Sordariomycetes, Hypocreales, Nectriaceae. The transcript has a single exon. The record is from RefSeq and is a predicted model, not a curated record. Bases 1 to 2073 code for a protein of 690 amino acids.
AUGGAAGACUUUCAGAAUAGUGUUAACGCUAUUAUUGCUGAUCUGUUGCUACCAUGCAAUAUACACUUGAUUGUCCGCUUUGGCUAUGAAGGUGUUGCUUGGGUGCAGCCAGGAUCUAAAGCUGCAGAAGAGGUCAAAAACGCGGCUGCCAAAGCUCAGGAAGAUGCAAAAAAUAGUAAAAUGGCAAAAGAAGCACAACCAACCAAAGAGGAACCUCAAGAAGCGACAGGGGAAGCUGAAAAGGCCGAGGCGGAGGCACAAGAAGCUGCAGAGAAAGCUCCAGUGGCGAAGGAAGCUGGAGAGUCCGAAGCGACAGAUCUUCUGGAAAAGGAGGCCCAAGCCGCCAGAAAGAAUUACGCCACGGAGAGAGCUGACGCCGCACAGAAAGCUCGGGCAGCAAGGAAAGCUCAGGAUGAAAUUGAAGCUCAAGCCGCAGAGGAUGCCAAAGCCCUGAGGGAAAACAUUGCCAAACUUCCAGAUACAGCUCGAUUUAUCAGUCACCUCGUUCCGGAUAUGGCAGAGGAUGAUCUUCUCCGGCGUCACAAUGGACGUUUGCCAGGCAUCGAAAUGGCCUUCGUGGCCGGACUAGCGGCAUUCUUGGUCACAGAACCGGAUGGGUCCCUCGCGAAACUGGGACCUACACAGGUGGGCGGGGCAGUGAAGCGAGGAAUUAUUUGGUCACAUCGAUUUGCAUCUGCUGGGUUCUGCAAAGACUCCAGCGGUGUCUUGAACUAUCCCGAGGCCAGGAGCAUCAACAACGACCAGAUACCUCAGCCUAAAGUCAUUUACGCCGAUAGCCGUUCGUUCAAGAAAGACCAGUGGUCUCUCUUCAACCAGGUAGAGGGCUGGCAGUUGGAGGUAGCUGUGGAGACAGUCAAGACAGGAACUACGCUCAUCGAAACUACCGUUCCUACUGCUCGAUACGGCGAUUUGAAGACAGCAGACCGAGUGGAGAUUGAGGGAUUCCGAUCUACGGCGGCUGUGAUCCACGAGUAUCUCCAUGGUACAGCAUCAAGGCCGUUGUCGAUUGCAGUGUUUGGUCAGCCAGGUGCCGGAAAGUCCUUUGGAGUGAAGGAAGUCAUCAAGACCGUUCUCAGCAGCUUUGGCAAGGGCCUCAAGAAGGACUGGAAGCCAAUCGAGGCUAAUCUUUCCCAGUUCAAGGAUCAGUCGGACUUGUCGGGCAUCUUUGACGACGUCAGAGAUAUGAUCAUAUCCGGUGAUAUUCCAGCGGUCCUUUUUGACGAGUUUGAUUCUGCCUUAGAUAAGCAGGCACUCGGCUGGUUGAAGUAUUUCUUGGCUCCUAUGCAGGAUGGGAAGUAUCUUCAAUCCGGCUCCGUUCGAUCUUUGGGGCGAGCCAUUUUUGUCUUCAUAGGCGGAACAUCAAGCACCUUUGAGGACUUCACUGGAGAGAGCAUGAACAGUAAGAAGGCUGAUGAAAGUCAGAGUCAAGCCAAUGGCGCACAGGAUUUGCAGCAGAAACAAAAACGGGCAAUCAAAGACAAGCAAGCCAAGAAGCCCGACUUUAUAAGCAGACUCAGCGCCCACAUCAAUGUUGCAGGCCCAAACAAGAGCGACAACGACAAGGGUGACGAAAUGUGGAUCAUGCGACGAGCGAUGCUACUGCGAAGCAUGCUAGAGAGACGUCUCGGGACCAAGGAUAAAGCCGAUAAGUCCAUCAGCGUGGACGAGACUCUUCUUACGGCGCUAUUGAACCAUGAGAAGAUUCCUCAUGGGAGUCGUUCAAUGGAGCUUCUUUUGCAAAUGAGCAGGCUUUCCGACGGGCAGAAAUUUGACCUUUCCGCAUUACCAUCAGACAACCAACUCGGCAUGCAUGUGAACCUUGAAAAGUUCCAGAAGGACUUGGCAAAGGAAUGUUUCGAGCAGGAUUUUCGUCCCAUUGAUACCGUGCUCUACAACAGGCAGAUGUGGUGUACCUGGGAGGCGAAAAAGAUUGCAGCGAAAAGUAAGGCCCAGCCUGUGGCAUCUGACAAGAUAUCUGUGCCUCAGGGAAAGGAACAGUUGGAUGGUAGUGGGGAAGGAUCCGGUGCAGGCCAAUCUGUUAUACACGUUUGA